AUGCGUUGCUUGCUCCUUCAGUCAUACAGGUCACAGAUGGUGGGGUUUCUUGAGGAGUUUGACCAUUACUCUUCCUUGGCCAAACUCAUGUCAAUCUACCAAGCAACCAACAGGACAACCUUCAACUGGACAGACAGCCGCAUUGUUGAGUGGGAGAAAUUUGCUGAGCUGGCUAAAUAUGAGCCGGAAUCCCAGAAACCAACAGUGAAAGCUCUCCUCAUCGUGGCGUACUCAGUCAUUAUCAUCAUGUCUCUCUUUGGGAACAUGCUGGUGUGCCACGUGGUGCUGAAGAACAAGAGGAUGCACUCAGCCACCAGCCUUUUCAUCGUCAACCUGGCAGUGUCUGACAUUAUGAUCACGCUGCUCAACACGCCUUUUACCCUGGUUCGGUUUGUGAACAGCACGUGGAUUUUUGGAAAGGCCAUGUGCCACAUCAGCCGCUUUGUGCAGUACUGCUCCCUCCACGUCUCCACGCUGACCCUGACGGCCAUCGCCCUGGACAGGCGCCAGGUCAUCCUGAGCCCGCUGAAGCAGAGGAUGUCACUAACGAAGGGAGCACUGAGCAUCUCUGUUAUCUGGCUGAUGGCAACCUGUUUCUCCCUACCCCAUGCCAUCUAUCAAAAGCUUUUCCAGUACAACUACAGAGAAGCCACUGUCCGGAGUUUGUGCCUCCCUGAUUUUCCUGAGCCCACAGAGCUGGUCUGGAAGUAUCUGGACCUGUCUACCUUUCUCCUUCUCUACCUCCUGCCUCUGCUAAUUAUCACUGUCACCUACACGCGCCUGGCCAAGAAGCUGUGGCUCCGCAACGCCAUCGGAGACAUCACCACACAGCAGUAUAUUGCCCACCACAAGAACAAGAAGAAGAGCAUCAAGAUGCUGAUGCUGGUGGUGGUGGUCUUUGCUGUCUGCUGGUUCCCUCUCAACUGCUACGUGGUGCUCAUCUCCAGUCUAGGCAUCAAGACAAAGAACUCCCUCUAUUUUGCGCUGCACUGGUUCGCCAUGAGCAGCACCUGCUACAACCCUUUCAUCUACUGCUGGCUGAAUGAGAGCUUCCGCUCAGAGCUCAAGUCCCUGCUCUGCAUGUGCCAGAAGGUGCCUCGGACUCAGGACAACGUGCUGCCACCUAUGGUCACGUCCUGCCACGAGGCAUGGAUGGAACAGGCCAGGUACAGGAAGGGACCUGCCUCGCAGACUGUGUGCUCCGCUGUGAACAUCCAGAUGGCCAUCACAGACCUGUGA
Molecule: messenger RNA, 1239 nt
Organism: Leptosomus discolor (cuckoo roller)
Lineage: Eukaryota; Metazoa; Chordata; Aves; Leptosomiformes; Leptosomidae
Product: G protein-coupled receptor 83
Biological process (GO): neuropeptide signaling pathway
Cellular component (GO): plasma membrane
Molecular function (GO): neuropeptide Y receptor activity
Source: RefSeq, a predicted model, not a curated record